Phlebotomus papatasi is the source of this 8324-nucleotide messenger RNA. RefSeq names its product unconventional myosin-IXb (gene dachs). Gene Ontology annotation, biological process: actin filament organization; vesicle transport along actin filament. NCBI's taxonomy places the organism in Eukaryota, Metazoa, Arthropoda, Insecta, Diptera, Psychodidae. Gene Ontology annotation, cellular component: actin cytoskeleton; vesicle; cytoplasm. Gene Ontology annotation, molecular function: ATP binding; cytoskeletal motor activity; actin filament binding. The coding region runs from base 756 to 4130 and encodes 1124 amino acids. The transcript is spliced from 10 exons. The record is from RefSeq and is a predicted model, not a curated record.
UUGGCCUAAGACAUGAGUGAGAUGGUUGAAUGGGGCAGCGAGUGAGAUGGAGAACUUCUUGUACCUGGCGCAUUAGGUUCAGCUCACCUUGUUUGUAGUGGAUACCGUCAGUUUUGAGGUGGAUUUUAUUCGAACAGGUAGCAUAGAGUGGGAAACUCUUCUGCUGUGUUGUUUUUUUUUUUGGUGUAUUGCUCUCUAUUGUGUCUUCACAAUAUUCUUUCAAUUUUCUUAGUUCUUCAGCUUCUUCGAGCUCGACCAAAAGAAAAGAUUGAAAAGAAGGUGGUUCGGUGCUUUUUUUUUACUUAAAUGAUUUUGAACCAUUACAAAUGAGAAGAAAGGAACUUGUGCUGUGUUUCUGUAAUAUGAAUAAAAUUAGUGUCUGCCAUUUGAAAAAACCUACAGAUCGCAUUCAGUUGCUCUACAACAUAGAGUACCAUUUGCUCAAUGUUGGGUGCAGUUUCUCAGUAGUAAUGUGAUAUUGAUGAUGUAUGUGAAAACACUUGGAAACUAGAGAUAUUUUGCCAGCUUCUUUUGCAUCAACCGUCAAGUGCUUCAAACACGUUUUUAAAUUGUCGUUUAGGCAAGAGAAAAAAAAAGGCAAAUUAGGUGCAAAAAGGAGGACUCUUAAAGAUCAUUUGAACGUCCUAAAGUUCUUUUAUUUUCUUGGACAAUAGACAGUGUUUCGGGUGGUGAUCUUCAAAGACAAAUUGUGUACAAGAGUGGUCAGAUUUAGAGAGGAGUUGUCUGUUAAAAUCAUGGCCACACUCGGCCUCUCAAAGGUGUUCAUAUUGGACAAGUAUUUUACAGAAUUGCAGAAAUUCUGGGAAACGGAGAAGAAGCUUCAGGACGCAUCAUCGUCCAACGAGGCUGUACAUUUGCAGCAACGACUCAAGAGUCUCAGCACUGAACUCGUGACUCUGCGCAAUCGACUCCAUGUUGGUCAGACUGCGACCGCCCUGAACUCACCGGCUGCCACGGGAGCUGGAGGGUGUGUUGUGGGGGCCAACAGUGUCAACACUGCCACAACAACCACAGCACCAAAUGCUCACUUGAAUGGCUCAAGCAAGAUCCACGGAAUGUCAUCCGGGUGUUUGCCACAGGGAAAUAGCGGCAGUGUACCAAUAGUUUCACCAAGGAAUACCUCAAUACCACAUCCACUGCCUCACCAAAUGCCAGACAUUCCACAGAACACCUCACCAAGACGCGGACUUAUCGAUGCGCCGUCGCUCAAGAUGAACGGAUUGGGAGGCGGCGUAACAGGAAGUCCGGGAACGGCAGGAAUCUUGCCAGGACUCCAUUUGUCCACCAAUGCCAUCACACCUGCCAAGAAGCUCUCACCCAUCGAGAUGGAGGAUCUCAUUCACUUGCCCGGUCCCCUCACUGAGGAUGCCGUCAUGAAGACUCUCCAGGCGAGAUUCGGGGAGAACAAAUACUUUACAAAUGUGGGACCAAUUCUGUUGUCAGUUAAUCCCUACCAUGACAUCGGAAAUCCCCUGACACUCUCAUCAACGCGCUCCCUUCCUCUGGCACCACAGAUGAGCCGCGUUGUCCAGGAAGCUGUGCGUCAGCAAGCUGAAACGGGCUAUCCUCAGGCCAUCAUCCUCUCGGGAACAUCAGGUUCUGGCAAGACACACUGUUCGAUGCUCCUGCUGCGGCAGUUAUUUGCUGUGGCUGGAGGAGGACCAGAAACUGAUGCCUUCAAGCACCUGGCAGCAGCUUUUACAGUCCUCCGAUCCCUGGGAUCAGCCAAAACUGCCACAAAUUCCGAAUCCAGUCGAAUUGGACAGUUUAUUGAGGUGCAAGUGACUGAUGGAGCGCUCUACAGGACAAAGAUUCACUGCUACUUCCUGGAUCAGACUCGAGUGAUUCGACCCUUGGCCAAUGAGAAGAACUACCAUAUCUUCUACCAGAUGCUGGCGGGAUUGAGUCACGAUGAGCGUGUCCGACUGAAUCUGGAUGGGUAUACACCAACAAAUCUCUGCUACCUCCAAGCUGGGGAUACGUUGCAGGACGAAAAGGAGGAUGCCACGCGAUUUCAGGCAUGGAAAGCAUGUCUGGGCAUCUUGGGGAUUCCCUUCCUGGACGUGGUGCGCGUCUUGGCUGCGGUGCUUUUGCUGGGAAACGUGCAAUUUGUCGAUGGGCAGGGCCUGGAAGUUGAUGUGAAGGGAGAGGCUGAAUUGAAUGCCAUAGCGGGUUUGCUGGGAGUUCCAGCAGCCGCCCUAUUUCGUGGUCUCACCACGAGGACACACAAUGCCCGCGGGCAGUUGGUAAAGUCCGUUUGUGAUGCCAAUAUGUCCAACAUGACGCGAGAUUCCCUCGCAAAGGCUCUGUACUGCCGGACAGUGGCUACAAUUGUCCGGAGAGCGAAUAGUCUGAAGAGAUUGGGAUCUACUCUGGGUACAUUGAGUAGCGAUUCCAAUGAAUCUGUACACAAUCAGGCAGAUAUGGCGAGUCAGCAUGCCUCGACUGUUGGUGGGAAUUCCGGGAGUAAAUCCAUGGCAGCCCUGAAUAAUGCUGUUCGCCAUGCGACUGAUGGAUUCAUUGGGAUUCUCGAUAUGUUUGGAUUUGAGGAACCACGACCGGCUCAGUUGGAGCAUUUGUGCAUAAAUCUUUGUGCUGAGACCAUGCAACACUUCUACAAUACGCACAUCUUCAAGAGCAGCGUGGAAUCAUGCCGGGAUGAGGGUAUUGUCUGUGACACGGAAGUUGACUAUGUGGACAAUGUGCCGUGCAUUGAUCUGAUCUCGUCCCUGAGGACGGGAUUGCUGAGUAUGCUGGAUGCUGAUUGUGCAGUUAGGGGAACGGCUGAGGGGUAUGUGGCCAAGAUUCGGGUGCAGCACAGGAAUUCCACGAGGCUAGAGAGCAAAGCUUCAGAACCUCAUGAUCCCCGCACCUUUGCCAUUCGCCAUUUUGCCGGAAGGGUGGAGUACGAUGCCUCAGACUUCCUGGAUACCAAUCGGGAUGUCGUUCCGGAUGACCUAGUGGCUGUUUUCUACAAGCAUACCUGCAAUUUUGGCUUUGCCACACAUCUCUUCGGCUCAGAGCUCAAAGCUCUCUAUGCUGUGGACAAUGUUCCACGGGGACUGAGUUUCCGGAUUGCUCCAACUUCCCACACGGAUCUCCUGAAUGGAGAUGAACCCGUUUCGACGCUCACUCAGGACUUCCAUACGCGAUUGGAUAAUUUGCUAAGAACCCUGGUUCAUGCAAGACCUCACUUUGUUCGGUGCAUCCGGAGCAAUGCCACAGAAACGCCCGGAAGCUUCGAUCGAGGAACGGUUGUGCGUCAGAUUCGGGCUUUGCAGGUGCUGGAGACGGUGAACCUCAUGGCGAGUGGAUUUCCGCACAGGAUGCGUUUCAAGCAAUUCACAGCGAGAUACAGAAUGCUAGCUCCUUUCCGGCUCCUUCGGCGAUGCGAAGAGAAGGCUCUGGAGGACUGCAAACUCAUCCUGCAGCAUGCCCUGGAGAAUCCUCCUGAACUCGAUGGGAGUGUGACGCUAUCCUGGGCUCCAGGGAAGCGUCAUGUCUUCCUCAGUGAGGGUAUCCGGCAGCAUCUGGAAAAACUCCGUGCGGACAUUCGCACGAGAAGUGCUACCCUGAUACAGGCAGCCUGGCGGGGAUGGCAACUCAGACGGAGGAUUGGAACGGUCAAGAGGAAUCGAGAGCCACUUCUGGCUACAGCAAUCUUGUCAAAUGCCACGACAAAUGGAGCGAGAACUGCUGCAAAUAAUGCAGCCAAUGCAGGAACUUCCAGACCCAGGCCUCAACCAAUUGCAGGGACUCCACCUCCGGAUCCCAAUGAGAAGUGCGAUACCAAGAUAAUUCAGCAAACUUGCACACUCUUCGGAUUAGAUUUGGAGAGACCACCACCAGUUCCUCCGAGUCGUCCCUACACAGUCACGGGGAAUUCGAAACUCGGCUAUCCGCAGACACGUGUCAUGAAGAUGAAUUUCCCCGAGGACUCAGCUACCAAUCCGUCCAGUGAGCAGCUGAGGAAGGGUGAAGCAGUUACGGUUGUGGGUGCAUCUCAUCGUCGGGGCCAUUUGAUUGUUGAGCACAAUGGACAUAGUUUUCACGUGCCUUUUCAAUUUAUGGAACUCCUCAAGAAUGCCCCGCCACCCGUCAGCAUUUAACAAAGACCAUCGGACUGCUGGACAAAUAGAGCAUCUAUAAGACUGUACAUAGUAUACAUAGAAGGUAGGAUUUAUUUAACAAACAAAAACAAAAAAAGGACGAGAGCAUAAAGGCAAAAUGCGGGAGUGAUUUUUUUGUCAGAUGAGACGUUAAAAUCCAAAUUAAAAAGUAAGGUUAGCUCACUCGAGAAUUAUCGUAAAAUAACCCCUUAAAUGGAAAUUGAAUGUAUUUUGCCCUAAUUAGACAAAUUUAUGAUAGUUUGAAUCGUUGAACUUCUUUUCAGAAUUUCUGAAGAUAAUUUUCAUUGAAAGGUUAUGGAACAAAGUGAGGUUAUGUUCUCUAUGACAUAACCUAAAAAAAUAUAAGCACUAACUGAAUCAGAUUUUUACUAUUUCGGUCAGAAAUAGAUUUUCCAGAUUUUUCAGAUAUAGAAAUCCAGGACAAAUAGGGUUGAGUCAUCCCUUAUGGACGUUAUACACUUACGGACAGCGUAAAAAUCUUAAGUUCUAACCAAAAAAAGAUUUCGAAAAAUCAUAAUUAGUUAUGUGAUUAACAAUUUUGUGAUUUUUCGAAAUAUAUUUUUGAUAAGAAUUUAAGACUUUUGCAAACUCUCCAUAAAUGUAUAACGUCAAUGUAAUAUAUGACUCCACCCUACUUUAAGAUAUUUUGUCUUUCCAAGGGUUUAAGCUUGAAAUUUUUAUAACUCUAAGCAAUACUCCGGAAAUUAAUUCUUCAAAAUUAGCAAAAUGGUUUGGUAUUUUUUUACGAAUUUCUAUAAUUUGCUAGCUUUUUUUAUUAUUUAAUAAUUUCAGAGGUUAGCAAAUUUCGGAUUCUAACAUCAAAAAUUCUAAAAAAAAUACAUGUUCGGUUUUGUUUAAAAAUUAGACACAAAAAUUUGAUCGAGAUUUCAAUUUUUUCAUACGAAGAAUUUUUUUCUGUGAGAUUUUUUGAGGUUAGGAUUCAUAUAAUCUUGCAUUAAGGGCAAACUAAGCUCUAAUGUGCUCUAAGUAAAAUAAGGAAAGAAUGAAAGAAUGAAACAUCAUAUUUACCUUAUAAACGCGAAGAUCUACAGAAAAAGUCACCAUUGGAGUAAGAAUUUAAAGAGUUUGCCCUACUUGAAACACGAUUUUCUAGGUUAUAUUAGAUAAAAACCAUUUCUCACCAAUAGGGGAAUUUUGUAACAGUAUGGCAAUGCCACAUGACAAAUUUUAAGGAAGAAUUAAUUGCAAAUGAGAUCCAUAUAAGUUAUUGAGAACUUCAUAGAACUUCUUGAAGGCUAUUUUUGAUCCUCACUGAUCUUUAACGUUAUCCUGCUUCCAACCUGACUGCGAAAAUUUGUCAUAUGACAUUCUCAAAUUGUUACAGAAUUCCCUUACGAGGCUGUUGACUUUAAAAAAAAGCAGUAUCGCUGGGAAAACUUCCGCUAUAACAUAACCUUUAAAUGUUCUAACCUAGAAAGUUAGACUAGCCGCCAGUGGUUGUGAUCUUUACUUUUUGGGACAGAAUAUUCUUCCGGUGACCACUGAGAAUGACACGGUAAAUGUCGAAGAAAUACAGGAGUUUUUCGGAAGAAUAUUCUGUCCUGAAGAAGGAAAGAUAACCUAAAAGUUUUACGAUCGUUUUGUCAUAGAGGCAAGGUAGUUAAUUAAGCAAGGACAUUAUAGGAGAUAGAAAGGGUACAGACACUGAGAGAAAUCAGAUAAAGUUCAAAUAACAUUCCGGAAAUGUUAAUUUUACCCUGCAGUAUUGAUACAUCAGUGUAAAUAUUACACUUUUUAGGUGUAUUAGGGGUUAAAAUUACCCUUAUUCAUGUUAAUUUUGCCCUUAAAAUGGUGUAAAAUUAACAUUAAAAAAUCUUGAUAUAUUUUUACACCAAAAAAGUGUUAAAGUUAUGAGGAAAAAAAGUUAAUCGCACCCCUGUUUUUAUCUCAGUGAACUUACCAGAAUGCUAUGCAAAUUUCAGGUUAUGUUGAACUGCUUUGACAUUUAAUAAUACAUAACCAAAACUCGUCUUUUAUAAAGCUUCACGACAACAGUCAUUCUGAGAUAUAACCUAAAAAAAUAUCUUUUGGUUAUGUCACUUUGAGGCUAUCCCUUACAUAACCUUACUUUGAAACAUAACCUCUUAUCGCAAACAUUCAAUUUCCAAUGUAAGGAUAAUUUUGCACCACCAUGAGCUAACCUUUGUUUUUCAAUCAACGAAAAUGAAACAAUAAAAAGUGCGAGGAUUAUUUUGAAAAAUGAAAAAAAAAAGAAUAAAUUCUGGGCAGAAUGAGUAAAAGGAAAAAUAGCAAAGAAAAUACUCUGGAAAUCAUCAAUUUUGUUACCUGUUCAAUUUUCCCCCUGAGAGUGGAAUUUGUAAUCUUAUUCAAUUAACUGCCACACAGAAUUGCAAUAUAUAUUCCCCCUCCCUCGACCCCCCUCCCCAUCCCGCCCCCCUUUUCCUCCUUGUAUAGCUGAGGUCUGUGUUUAUGUGCCAAGUUUUAAUUAGUUUCCACUAUAGUGGAGUAAAAUACACAACAAGUAUCUCACACCUGAAAGAAGAUACACACGUGAAGUUUGCAAAUUUAUAAGGGGAAUGGGCAGGAAAAAGAAAGUGUGGGUGGAUUGAUGUGUUAUACGGUUAUACUAGUGUUGUAAGUUACUUUAAGUGAAAAUGUACAAAUUAAGACGAUAAGAUUGCUUGCAUAGAAAACACUCUAAAAUGUAAAAGUGUAGGAGUGUAAAAGGCGCCAAAAUCACGUGGAGAAAUCCCUUGAAGAAGGAAAAGAAGAUGAAAAUGAAUGGGAAAACCUUGUGGGAUAAUGUUGAGAGAGAGAUAGACCCAAAAGGAAUGAUAAAUGCUUGUGUGGGUUGCUUUGAAAUUAAAUAUCAGAGUUGAUGGGGUAAAGGGUGGUCUUGACUCUAAACUAAUUCUCUAUUAAGUCAGGACAGUAUUUUCCUUAUCUAAAAGCUUUCCAACUCGGUGAACUGUCCCCUGGCUGUACCCUUUUAAACAUGUCAGAAAAAUAGGACUCAAGGGGCACUUAUCUAGCAAAACUUCCGAAAAAGAUUUUCGAAAUUGAGUUCGAUUUUUCGAAAUCUGAAUUUUUUCCGUACAGAAGUAGAUCUUGAAAAAAUCGAAAAUCUAUUUGAAGAUCCAAAAAAGAAACUUUCUUACUUUGUGAUAAUUCCGCAAGGUGGCUGAGAUAGAUCCUGUUCGAAUUUCGAAGUGCUCAAGUGUCAAAAUGUGACGGUUUUCACAUUGUUGUGAGGAAUAAAAUAGAACAACGACGCUUACUGUUCUUGUCCCAUUACUUAAUAAAAAAUAAUUGAUAAAUUUUCCCCACCUUGUUCGAAAAUUUAGUAUGAAAAUUCGAAAUUGAAUUUGAAUUCUUCGAACAUCAACGACUUUUUGUGCAAAUAGAGUUCCAUUUACCUUUCAUCCAAGACACUAUUGGAGAAUCAAAAUCUACUUGUGAUCGGGCUCACUUCAUACAAAAAAGGAAAUCAAGUUUAAUAAAUUGAAAUAAUUUUUCGUGAUACAUUCGACAAUUUUCGAAUUAAAAAAAAUUUCUUAUUACAUAACAUCAUAUUUUUCUUGAACAAAAAUUAUAAUUAUUUUAAUUAUAACAGAAGAGAAACAGUGGCUCUGUUCAAUAUAAUAGUCUUUCGAAGAGACAAAGCCACUCCAAAGCCAAGUCAAACCUAUUCGAAAAUAUACCGGAACCCUAAAGUACAAGUUCGUGUACUCGCCGCUUUAGCGCUGAUUGUUCUGCCAUUUCGAAUUUCGGUAUUCUUAACACUUCAAUCGCCAAAAAUAUCAACAACAGUGCGUAAGCAAAAAGUUAAUUUUUGUGUAGAUUUGUGGAAUUUCAGAACGGCAGAACGUUUGAAUUGCAAUUUCAUUAAAUGAAAUGUUCCUUUCACGAACUUGCUCAGUUUUGUGUAACUUGCCGGUUUAAACAUUCGACCUUCCAACGGUUUUUUUUUGGUAACUUCUCUCGGAUACACUUUCGAUUCGGUAAGGAAAUAACCACAACCGAAGGGAACGGAUACACACACAAGUAGGGUUUGAAUCUUCAACUAAAAGGUAAUCCGAACUCAGUUUGCAAAACAGUCUUUGAUGUUCGAAGAAUUCAAACUCGGUUUCGAAUUUCCGCACUAAAUUUUCGCACAAAAAAAAUUUACGAAGUAAAUUCAGUGAUUAUGAA